This is a messenger RNA of Zerene cesonia (dogface butterfly), 1512 nucleotides long. Its product is annotated as protein IMPACT-like. Gene Ontology annotation, cellular component: cytoplasm. The record is from RefSeq and is a predicted model, not a curated record. The coding region runs from base 150 to 950 and encodes 266 amino acids. Gene Ontology annotation, molecular function: protein binding. Gene Ontology annotation, biological process: regulation of translational initiation. The transcript is spliced from 6 exons. Lineage: Eukaryota; Metazoa; Arthropoda; Insecta; Lepidoptera; Pieridae.
GUCAAUUGUGACAACUCAUGUCUAGUUUUGUCUACUGGAGUGCUGAUUGUUGUGUUUGAAUUUUAAAGUACCUUUAAUUAUUUUUUUAACGUCUUUUGAAAAGUUUUUAGUAACUUAUAAAUUUCUUUAAAAAACAACCUACAGUGACAAUGGAAUCCGAUAAUUUAGCCAAACAAAUAGAGGAGGUUGAAGCUCUCACUUCGAUUUACAGCGAAGACUUUGCUAUAGAUAGUGAAACACUUAGAACAUACAGCAUUAAAAUAAAGGAUAAUAACAAUGAAGUAAUAUUGACUGUUACCAUGCCGCCAGAAUACCCAGGACAAGCGCCACCAAAAUACGAAUUAUCUGCCCCUUGGAUGGAUAGAAAAGCUAAAGAAAAUCUGAAGCAUUGUUUAGAUGAAGUCUACUUGGAAAAUAUAGGUGAAACAGUAAUAUUUCAAUGGGUGGAGAAAGUUCGUGAAAUGUUACAAAAAAUUAAAACUGUUAAGCCUGAAAAAAAGGAGCAACUUGAGGACAAAAUAGAUGAGACUUUGGAUUUAUCACAGCUAGAUAUAAAGUGUCCAGAAAUUACCCAUGGCAGUGUUAUUGUUGAUAGAAAAAGUUCUUUUCAAGGACAUGCAGCACAGGUGCAUAGUGUGGAUGAUGUAACGGCAGUGCUGUACAAAUUGAAACAGAAUAAGAAGUUUCAAAAUGCGACACACAACAUGUACGCGUAUCGGAUAGAACGGCAAACGUCGAAGGGCACAACAAUAUUGCAAGAUUGCGAUGACGACGGUGAAACGCAUGCGGGUGGGCGGAUGCUGCAUCUCUUGCAAAUACUGGACCAGAAGAAUACCCUAGUUGUAGUGUCUAGAUGGUAUGGCGGUAUACAAUUAGGUCCAGAUAGAUUUCGACACAUCAAUAAUGCAACCAGACAAGUUAUACAAGAAGCUGGGUUAUUGAAAAAAUGACAAUAAAUUUAAUUUGAAACUCACUAAGGAACAAGUAAUAAAUUUCUUUCACAUUAUGUAGAUAUGUAAUUUGCUUGUAAAUAUGUAAAUAGAAUUAUCAAUUGUCUCUAUUAUAUUAUGUACGUUAAACAUUCAAGAAUUAAAUUAAAAGAACGAAAAAGAACUGAAAAGAACGUCAAUAAAUCGAUAAAAGACAACUGAGCAAAAUUUAAAACCUAACUUGAUCUCUUGUUUUGAAUUUAUGAUUCUAAAUUUCUAUACUAAUAAAUAUAAAGCCUUAGAGUUUGUUCGGUUGGUUGAUCAUUUAUCUUUAACUACUGAACCAAUUUCAAUAACUUUUGACAGUUGGAUUUGUACAUGAUCCCUUUGUGCUAUAUAUGUAUCACGGGCGCAACCGGGGCGAACUGCUAGUCAAAUAAAAAAUGUCUGUGAAAUUUUGAAUGUGCCUAACAGAAACGUGUAAAACGUGGAAGAGCAGAAAGAAAAGUUUUAGAUCUGACAAAUAUUGUAUGUCAUACAUGUGAAUUAGUUAUAGUUUGAAAUAAAUAUUGUUACUUUUGUU